Molecule: messenger RNA, 1994 nt
Organism: Diospyros lotus (date-plum)
Lineage: Eukaryota; Viridiplantae; Streptophyta; Magnoliopsida; Ericales; Ebenaceae
Product: RCC1 domain-containing protein RUG3, mitochondrial
Exons: 6
Coding region: 44-1408 (454 amino acids)
Source: RefSeq, a predicted model, not a curated record
UUAAACCUCCUGGAAGAAGAUUCCCUGCGGCGACCAACCACUAAUGGCGCUUUCUCGCCGCCUCUCCGGCGGAUUCUUUUAUUGGCCAAGGACGUGGCGCUACAUGUCUUCCACCGCCAACAAAGUCCCAAUUCUCUGGAAGCCCGCUGUCGACUCCGGCGAAGCAACCAUCACCGUCCAACUCCUCUCCUGGGGCCGCGGCUCUUCCGGCCAGCUCGGCGGUGGCGCCGAAGAGACCCGCCUCUAUCCAGCCCCCGUUGCUUCUCUCCUCCUCCCUGCUUCCUUCCGACUGUCGCACCCGAUCCCCGGCCGGCUUCCUCCUCUGGCCAUUGCCGAUCGGUUUGGUGAUGGCGUUGAUUCUGAGGCGGUGGAGGUGGGAAUCUCCUGUGGCCUCUUCCAUUCGGCGUUGCUGGUGGACGGCAAGUUAUGGAUUUGGGGCAAAGGCGAUGGCGGCCGCCUCGGAUUCGGCCACGAGAAUCCUUCUUUCGUGCCCACUUUGAACCCUAAUUUGGAUUCCGUUCGAAGCGUUGCUCUUGGUGGACUUCAUUCCGUCGCUCUGGACUCCCUUGGCCAAGUCUUCACCUGGGGUUAUGGUGGUUUUGGUGCUCUUGGGCAUUCUGUGUAUCAUAGAGAACUGCUCCCGAGAAUUGUCAAUGGCUCAUGGGAUGGAAAAAUAAGUCACAUUGCAACUAGUGGGACACAUACUGCUGCUAUCACUGAAUCAGGUGGGCUUUAUACGUGGGGCCGGGAUGAAGGUGAAGGUAGAUUAGGCCUUGGUCCUGCCCGUGGGCCAGAUGAGGCUGGCGGACUAAGCAUCCCUUCCAAAGUAAAAGCUUUACCUAUGUCCAUGGCUGCUGUUUCAUGUGGAGGGUUUUUCACAAUGGCUCUGACCAAGGAUGGACAACUUUGGAAUUGGGGUGCAAACUCUAACUAUGAGCUUGGAAGAGGUGAUAAGGUUGGUGGAUGGAAACCAAAACCAAUUCCUAGCCUUGAAGAUGUUCAUAUAGUUCAGAUAGCAAGUGGUGGAUAUCACUCCCUUGCUUUGACCGAUGAUGGUAAAGUCUUUUCCUGGGGUCAUGGUGGACAUGGCCAGCUGGGCCAUUAUUCUACUCAAAGUCAGAAGAUACCUGUACCCAUUGAGGGUUUGGCUGGUCAAAAGGUUGUCUACAUUGGUUGUGGGGGUUCAUCUUCAGCAGCUGUAACUGAUGAAGGAAAGUUGUACAUGUGGGGAAAUGCGAAAGACUCACAGUUAGGUAUUCCUGGGCUUCCUGAAGUACAACCAUUUCCUGUUGAAGUUAAUUUUCUAGCAGAGGAUGACGGACUGGGAACUCAUCGUGUGCUUUCAGUUGCAAUUGGUGCAUCUCACACAAUGUGCUUGGUCUCGAGGUUGGGUUGCCAAAGAGUGUGACAGGUUUUAGCAUGUGUUACAAAACUAUCUCAUGCAUAAUGAUACAGAGAACAAACGAUUUCAGCGACAGCUCAAUGGAGGUGAAUAAGAAUGUACCACAAAUUCGGUGAGAAUAACAUCGGCAAAAUUUACACAAGAAUGCAGAUCCCUGGUGGCUGAAGAUUGCUUGGGAUACCUCUUCUAUGAUAAGUGCAUCAUGGAAUCUCUUUACUGAUUUUUGUUGGCUUCGCCACCUGACCUAAGUUGUCCAAAUUCCAGGUGAUAGUUUGUUGAAUUUGAGCUGCACGGAUUAGGCAUUUGGUGAAAUGAAUUCUGUAGGAUAGGAGUUCUACAUUUUGUAAACUAUUCUCAAAUCUGUUUUAUCUCCUCAAGUUAAAGGACAGAGAUUCCACUUCAUUCCCUUACUCCAAGAUAGUAACAGCACUUGAUUUCAUGGUAGUAGAUGAUGUUUAGCAUGGGUGAUUCUUGUUGGCUGAAGGGUCUCUUGUUCCUUGAUUCUCCUGCACAUGUACAAAGAUUCAAAUCUAUGUGGUAAUAAGCUUUUCAAGGCUUCUUUUCAGUUAACAAUUACUACCUGAUCUUUAAU